Spodoptera littoralis (African cotton leafworm) is the source of this 1248-nucleotide messenger RNA. The record is from the annotation of a GenBank genome assembly. NCBI's taxonomy places the organism in Eukaryota, Metazoa, Arthropoda, Insecta, Lepidoptera, Noctuidae.
AUGCAUUUAUCGAGUGAAGUGAGUUCGACGACGAACGGACUGGGCCAUGAGGCGCCUUCGUCGAGUUAUGGUAGCUCACUGCCGAGUCAGCCGCUGACGGCUGAGUUACUAGCUGAAAGGACCUUGGAAGGUCUUUUAGCUGAUCAUCCUGGAGAGUUGGUGAAGACUGGAUGUCCUCAUGUGGUGUGCACAGUCCUGCCUCCACAUUGGCGAUCAAACAAAACAUUACCAGUAGCAUUCAAGGUGGUAGCUUUAGGAGAAGUAGGGGACGGCACCCUGGUCACUGUCAGAGCUGGUAAUGAUGAGAACUGUUCUGCUGAGCUGAGAAACUGCACAGCGGUGAUGAAAAACCAGGUUGCCAAGUUUAAUGACCUCAGAUUCGUCGGAAGAAGUGGGAGAGGUAAAUCAUUCACCCUGACGAUAAUGUUGGCGACUUCGCCGCCUCAGGUGGCGACGUACCAGAAAGCCAUCAAGGUGACGGUGGACGGUCCUCGUGAGCCAAGGUCCAAGACGAGGCAUCAUGGCUUCCACCCCUUCCACUUCGGGCCCCGAUUCCCACCUGAUCCCUUGAUGGGGUCACUACCUUUUAAGUUAUCAGGUAUAGCCCACCAGUUAGCGGGCCUACCGGGCGGUGAAUGGGGAGCGUUAGCGCGCCACUAUCCUCCGCCCCUGCUACCUACACCAGCGCACUUUACGCCGCAUGUCCUGCCGCACGCGCAACCUCAACAUGUACCUCCUCCGCCACACGAGACUGAUGUGACGUCAGAAAAUCCCAUAACAAUGCACGCGCACAGUACGACGAGUCCGGCUAACUCGCGUCCAAGCUCACCGCAAGACGAUGACAUCUCAGUCACUGCAUCCAGUUCCCCGCCGCCUGAUGACCGUCCUGGCGCCUUCACAUCGGUAACCAGAUCACGGAAACCGAUGCAGCCCUUACCAGCACCCUCCAGUCUUUUCCACAGUGCACUUGCAGCUCAGUUAUUCCUUAAUUCCCCUCUACUGCCUACUCCACCCGCGUGGUUAUACUCCCAAUUAUAUGGAGGCUACGACUGGUGGCUAAGACCGCCUCCACCACAAGAAGACUCCAAUCAUUCCAGCCCCGAGAGAGAAGAUGAAGGGUCAACAGCAUCAGGCACAGGGAAGAAACGUCCAGCCUCGCCAGAGUGGUCGGAACAAGGGAUGAGGACUCGUAGCAAAUCUCUGAUCACGUCAGAAAGACGACCAGUUGAUGUGUGGCGUCCUUACUAG